AUGGCUGUCGAAAUCUGUUCAGAGACUUCCAGCAUGGGAGCGAGUCCUCGGAUCUCAUUUUCUCAUGAUCUUUCCCAAACAGAGGGAGUUCCCAUUGAGCAGUACAUCCGAACAACUUCAUCUUCAAGUAUUGAUUUUGAUUUUUGCGUAUUUCGCGAAAGCUUUGAUCAAGAAUCUUCUUCAGCUGAUGAACUUUUCUCCGAUGGCAAGAUUCUUCCCAUUGAAAUCAAGAGAAAAUUGGGUCCAAGUUCACCAAGUAAGUCCUCGACAUCAUCAUCAUCAGAGGCAACUCCAACACCAAUAUCAGCACAAACUCCACAGCCUUCAUCAGAUGAUCAUGACAUUGUGGACCCUAUCAAGAGCCCGAAAAGCGAUAAAACUUCAAGCGAAAAAAGAAGGGGUGUUUCAGAAUCAGAUGAAAAACCAAAUGGCAAGUCAUUUUGGCGGUUCAAGCGCAGUUCAAGUUUAAAUUGUGGAAGCGGUUAUGCAAGAAGUUUAUGUCCUCUGCCACUUUUAAACAGAAGUAAUUCGACCGGUUCUACGCCAAAUGUGAAGCGCUCAUCAUCAGGGAAGGAUAGUAAUUUAAGCAAUAAGCAGAAUUCAUUGAAGCAGUCGCAGUCUGCAUUAUCUGCCGGUGGAUAUCAGAAGCCUCCACUGAAGAAAAGUUACGGCUCUUAUGGCAAUGGUGUUAAGGUUACUCCAUUCUUAAAUGUUCCUUCGCCGAGUAUGUUUGGUUUAGGUUCUAUUUUCUCCCCUGGCAAGGAUAAGAGCAAGAAAAAGUGA
Coffea arabica (coffee) is the source of this 783-nucleotide messenger RNA. RefSeq lists its product as uncharacterized. The record is from RefSeq and is a predicted model, not a curated record. Lineage: Eukaryota; Viridiplantae; Streptophyta; Magnoliopsida; Gentianales; Rubiaceae.